AUGGAAAAUUGCAUAAUGAAUAAAAGCAUUAAUAAUGAUUUUCUUUCGCAGUCUUAUUCGGAAGGUAUUAAAAGAAUUACCGGAAAGAAAGGCAGUAGCUUUAAUUUUCAAAUACCAGAAGAAUUUUUAGAAGUUCGAAAGACAGCUUGGGACAACUUGUUGAAUAAAUAUUCCAAGGAGAUGUCUGAUGAUAUAGAGGUAAAUCUUGAUUCUUUAGAACCUGUAGAAGAUGAAGAAAACGAAGUAGCUAGCGAGGAAGAGUAUGGUUGUGGACAGAGAGUACGUAUGCGUAAACCAGCAACUUUCGUACAGUACUGGAUAAAUACUGGUAAUCCACCCUAUAAGACUCUUCUAGAUGAGAACGAAUUAUCCGAAUCUGGCUCGUCUCUAAGCGAAAUAGAAAUUGCAUCUUUAUUUGUAUCUCCGGUCACAAAUGCAAAUAAGGGUACAAAAUGCAAAAAUGAUUUGUUUUGCAGUUCUGUAGAUACUGCGGCUUACGUUCUAUCAAACGCAAAUAUUACAAAGAAAGCAGAUACUGUAGCUAUUAUAUAAGGUGCAAAAUGUGUCGAGGUUAACUCCCUAAAGGGAGUUGCUAUUGAAGAUAUAGGAGUUUCAUCCAAUAAUAAGAUUAAAUAUAUGGAAACCACCAGAAUCAAUCGUGCGAUAACGCAUGACAAUGACAAUGUUAAUGUUGAUAUUUUGGAUACCGAACUCUAUCCAAUGUCAACAGAAUGUAUGACAGCAGAAGUAUGUGGUAAGGUGGCUGCUAGCACCUUAAUAUCUUCUAAUGCAAUACAAUCUAAUGUGUAUAGUUUAUCUUGUGAAGAAACAGAUAAAAGAGAUGAAUCUAAUAUCCGUCAAAGAAAUUCAAAUGUACAGACUAUAGAUAAUAUUGCAUCUAUUUUUCAAUAAUUUGAUAAAACGUCGAAACGAUUGAUCAUAAACGAUAAAAAUAAUGAUGUGUCAGAUUUAGAUCGAAAUAAAGUGUUAGAGAUGGAUUUUCACGAGAAGCAAGUGUCAGAAAAUAUCGUGCAUGAAAUUGUUGCAAAAAACACAAGUUUGACAACUCUCCAUCGUAAGAAAUUAUAUACAGGUAGGGAUUCCCCUGUAGACCUAAUACUAACCGAAACACAUGAUGCAAAUAGAUUAUCUGGAGUAAAACAAAGUUUACAUCUUGCUUUAGAUCUUGAUGGUACAAUUAAAGGAGGAUCAUUUUUAACUCGUAAAGGCAAAAGUAAACGUUUACUUUCUGCUAAAAGAAACCUCGAUUCUAAGACGAUCAAGGGAAAAGGAAGAAGAGAAUUCAAUUGUAUUUCCAAUAAAAUUAUUACAGAGAUUAUAAAAAAUUGUACAAAUACAAUGACGGAAAUGCAAGUCUUCAAUAAAAAUAAUGCUGCUGUUUGGGAAAAAGAAACCUCAAAUAAAUCUGAAAUACAUUUUUCUAAUCUGCAUGGAACAACUGAGAAAGAUAAUAUAAAACUUGGAGAAAGCAGAGUUUUAUUGGAACGAUUGCCAUUAUCAAUAAAAAAUUGUACAAGUACAAUGACGGAAAUGCAAGUCUUCGAUAAAAAUAAUGUUGCUGUUUGGGAAAAAGAAAUAUCAAAUAAAUCUGAAACGCAUUUUUCUAAUCUAUAUGGAACAACUGAGAAAGAUAAUACAAAACUUGGAGAAAGCAGAGUUUUAUUGGAACGAUUGCCAUUAUCACACAAUAAAAAAUUGUACAAGUACAAUGAUGGAAAUGAAAAAGGAAUAUCAAAUAAAUCUGAAACACAUUUUUCUAAUCUAUAUGGAACAACUGAGAAAGAUAAUACAAAACUUCAAGAAAUCAGCGUUUUAUUGGAACGAUUACCUGCGAAUGUAUGCCUUAAGGAAAACAGCAAUGUUACAAAUAUAAAUACUUUUCCUAAUAAAAAAGUUUCACAGAAUACAGGACUGCAACCUAAUCAUAAACGAGUAUCUAAAAUUAGGAAAAUUUCUAGAAGUUUGGCUUGUAAAAAUAAAGUUGCUGUUCCAUCAGUUGGUAAUAAUUAUUCAUCGAAGAUGAAUAUCAAAUCCAAGAAAGAUAAUGAUAAAAUAAAUGAUACAUAUGAUAUUGUCACACAGCGUGGAAGCCAAGUUUUUGAUAAGAUAGAUAAAGCAAGUCGAGAUGACCGUGGUAAAUAUUCAAUUUUAACAUUUACAUUAUCAGAUGAAGAUGAUUUUGUUCGAUCGAUACAACAUCCCAGAAAAAUGUCAAAAGUGUCAGCUAAUGAUAUAUUAGGUGAACCAAAUAUCGCCGAAAAAGAUUUGUAUGAUCAGAUCAAGCUGGUUAUUAGUGAUAAAGACAAAUAUAGUUAUAGUAGGAACUUAACUUCCGAAAUGGGAACUACUUCCUUAGAGUUACUUAGAAAUAAAGAAUUUGUGUUUUCCUCAAGUGAAGAUGACAAUGGUAAUGUUGCUGAUAAUUCAAAUAAAGUUAAGAAAAAAAUUUUGUUCUUCGAUAGUAAGGAAAAUAUAAGUAAUAACAGUCUGAGGCAUUCAAAUGGAGUGAUAAAAAAAAAUGGGAUAGAUUGUAAGGAUAAUGCCCACGUUAUAUUCUUCCAAACAAAAACAUUUGACACAAACUCUUCAAAUUCUGAAGAAAGCAAUAGUUAUACUUCAUCUACUCGUAAAGUGUUAACGAGUUCUACUCACAAUAGAUUGCGAUAUCAUGAUAGUAUUAAUUCAGAAGAAAUCUUUAAUGAUUCUCUUGCGAGGAAGUACAGUAAAAGACAUUUAGGCUCAUUGAAUUUUUCUCUUGAAAAGCACAGUCGAACGCACAAUGGAAGAACUAAAUUUAAAUCGAUCGACAAAGAAGUCAAAACGAAUAAACAAUUAGCUAAUAAAGAAUCUAAUAGCGAUAUUGAAUCGAGAAUCAGUGAUACGAGGAAAGAUGCAUCUUUCUCUUCUCUUAUAAACAAUAAACGAGUCACAUCUGUGCAAAAAAUAACAUUAUCAAAUACUUUAGGAAUACUUGAGGAAACUAAUCUAUUGAAAAAUAAAAAGAUCUCGGAAAAAUCUAAAAAUUCAGUAGCUAUUCAACAGGGUGUCCUUACAUCUACG
Molecule: messenger RNA, 3081 nt
Organism: Trachymyrmex cornetzi
Lineage: Eukaryota; Metazoa; Arthropoda; Insecta; Hymenoptera; Formicidae
Exons: 7
Source: RefSeq, a predicted model, not a curated record